AUGACAAAGCUGAGCAAAGUCUCUGCAGGCGGGCCUGAUAUGGCUCCUCGCACAAGAAUCAACCAAGACACCGAUCAUUCCCUUACCAGUGCACUCACCAAGAUAUCCCCAUUAAGCUGUACUUACCUAGGGUCAACGAGCUUCUUGUCAGUUUUUCGUGAAACGCAACCAGGCUUGUCUCCAAAUCCCAUACCUCAUGCAGUCCUACGAGGGCGAUGGAGCCAUGAUCAUAGGUUUGUGGCAUCACGCCUGGUUCGGCUACUGCCUGCCUUUCAGCUCUACGAAGAAUUGAUUAUAGGUCACUAUGAGCGAACCCCGACUACUAUCAUCCCAUUGCAACUCAUCCUACAGCCUCUUAAAAUGGUCAGGACCUACUUGGAAACAAACGGCUGGGGUAAGGAUCUGCAGCACGAAGAAAUAUAUUCUAAGAUUACACGGAAUACAGCCAGGCCGCUUCCUGAUCUGCGUAGUACCUCAAGCCCGUGGGACUUUUACACUCUGUUCACCGGCGCAAAUUUGAGAUGGGAAUUCAUCGGUAUCAUAUUUUCCUUCGCAGGAUUAGGUGCAUUAAGUAGCGAAGAGAAGCUGUUCAAUAUCAAGGGUCAAGGGUUGAUGUCCGCCAAGGUCUUUGCAGAAGAAAUGAUUGCAGCAAGUACCAUAUGCAUCGAGAUAUGCAAACAACUUGAUACAGUCAAUGAUUUGAUGAUAUGGUUAUAUGUAACACAUGGCGCGCUCGCCUCAGAAUCUUUCGGAGAAACAAGUCAUCGAAGCUAUGAGCUGCUUGGGGAUCUGGUGUCUCAUGUUUAUGCACUGGGUCUGCAUCGCUUCCAGUCAUCCGAAAAUGACGUUCCUUUCUUCAUCUCUGAGACUCGAAAGAGGCUUUUUGUUACUUCAUACCGUUGGGACAAGAACUUGGCCACCCUUCUGGGAAGGCCUCCUCGCCUCCCUUAUCACUACUGCGAGACAAGUCUACCACUAGACAUAGAAGACGACUUAAUACUUCACCAUGACUCUCUUGAACCACUAUUGCAGCAACUAGGGCCUGACGGGUGGAAUAUCAAAGGCGUCCAUAGUGGCACACUUCGCCAUGCAACGCUACUCAGGUUGCGCUUUAUGAUAUCCGUACUUCUUGAGCAAGUUUUAGAACUAUCACUAGGACGAAGAACGCCAGAUUUCACCGAGAAGCUCCGAACAACCUACGAGCAGUGCCUACAGAUGUGGACUCAAAUUCCCCAAGAAUAUCACUAUAGCGCAGACUCCUGGGAAGUGCUAAGCCCCCUAUCAUGCGUCGCAAUUAUAGUCGUACAUUUCGAAUACCUGUAUACUGUGUUUCAAGUGGAGCGGAUCCGCAGCCGCGAAAACCAGGACGAUACGAAGGAUCUCCUUGACACAUCAAUGAAGGUAAUUUCCGCGGUCAACGAUCUCAUGAAACACCGCGAGCAGGCAGGCAAUAAUAUCCUUAAGCGUUUCUUCUGCGUUCUUCUUUUCAAUGCUCUUGCACCUGCAGGUGUCCUUGCUACAGAAAUGCAUCGGUGCACUAUCGCAGAAACCCCCGUACCCUGCUCUUCGUCCCGCUCCGAGAUCAUCCGUAAACUAAGCGUCUUCGUCUCGUGGCUUGGUAGUGCUGAUCCUUCCAUAAGCCACACUAACCGGACCUGCGUGGAUAUCAACAAAGUCAUAACAAAAUUACUAGAUGAUACUUUAAACCACCAGCCUUCGCGCCGAUAUGCAAAGAGACUGCCAGACCUUAUUCAGGACCAUGGACUAUUUGAAGAAACUUCUUCUGGCUCUGUGAUGCCCUUGGCGAGUGUUGAGGAUUUACCGGACUUGGCGACUUUUGGCACUAGCGCUGACUUCCUCAGCUGGUUGGAUGACCUAGGAUUUGAAAACACUCUACCUGAGCUUCUUUUUUAA
Aspergillus bombycis is the source of this 1914-nucleotide messenger RNA. Its product is annotated as fungal specific transcription factor domain-containing protein. The transcript has 4 exons. Lineage: Eukaryota; Fungi; Ascomycota; Eurotiomycetes; Eurotiales; Aspergillaceae. Gene Ontology annotation, cellular component: nucleus. The record is from RefSeq and is a predicted model, not a curated record. Gene Ontology annotation, molecular function: zinc ion binding; DNA binding. Gene Ontology annotation, biological process: DNA-templated transcription. Bases 1 to 1914 code for a protein of 637 amino acids.